Messenger RNA from Phragmites australis (common reed), 1407 nucleotides. RefSeq names its product NDR1/HIN1-like protein 13. The transcript is spliced from 2 exons. The coding region runs from base 231 to 1112 and encodes 293 amino acids. Gene Ontology annotation, cellular component: plasma membrane. Lineage: Eukaryota; Viridiplantae; Streptophyta; Magnoliopsida; Poales; Poaceae. The record is from RefSeq and is a predicted model, not a curated record.
CCAUACCUUGGCGCCUCUCCGCACCUACGCGCCCGCCCAGCUCAUCAGAGUCAGCCUCCGCUUUACCUCCUCGCACGUCCGCCGCUUCGCUUCGAGUCGACGCGGCCUCCCUCCGAAUCCCCCAAGAGAGUCCGGACGAACUCGAGGAGAAGCCAGCGACACCACCGGCGACGACGAGCAUCACCGGCCAGGCAAAGAUUGAUUCGGACGAGCGCCUCGAGGAGCAGCCCAUGAUGCACGGGCACGCGCACGGCCGCGUGCACCCGGCGGCGUCGAGCUCCGACUUCUCCGGCGAGAUGAACCAGUCCGUGUCCGCCCACUCCUCCGACCCCUCCCCCAGCCCGCUCCACAGCUUCCACUUCGAGAAGCCCGUCCCGCCGCCCCCGCCGCCGCAGCCCGGCACGUACGUCGUGCAGGUGCCCAAGGACAAGGUCUUCCGCGUCCCGCCGCCCGAGAACGCGCGCCUCUUCGAGCACUACACCCGCCGCGCCAAGCGCCGCAGCCGCUGCUCCUGCUUCCGCGUCUGCACGUGCCUGCUCGCUGCGCUCCUCGCGCUCGCCGUCCUCCUCGCCGCCCUCGGUGGCGUCAUGUACCUGGUCUUCAAGCCCAAGCGACCGGCGUACUCCGUCCAAGCGCUCGCCGUGUCCGGCCUCGGCGGCAUCGGCAACGCCUCCACGCCGGGCGCGUUCUCGCCGGCGUUCGACGCGACCGUCCGCGCCGACAACCCGAACGGCAAGAUCGGUGUGCAUUACGAGGGCGAAAAGAGCCACGUCUCUGUCUCGUACGACGGCGUGACCCUGGCCGACGGCGCGUGGCCGUCGUUCUACCAGGUGCCCCGGAACGUGACGGUGUUCGUGGCGAAGGCGAAGGGGUCCGGGAUACGGUUCUCGCAGAGCGUGCGCGGGCAGAUGGCCGCGGCGGAGCGGCUCCGGUCGGUGCCGUUCGACUUGGCCGUCGAGGUGCCCGUGCGGCUGCAGCUCGGCAAGUUGAAGACUUGGGCCGUUCCGGUGAGGGUGCGGUGCACUGUGGCGGUCGACAGGCUCGCCGCCGACGCGAAGGUGGUGUCCAGGUCGUGCGACGUCAAGGUGUGGCUCCUGUCCUGGAGGAACUGAGCAAAUAACAAGCGGUUGGACGAUUAGAAGAGCAUUUCUUCAGACCAAUGGAUCCUUGCUUAUUCCCGGAUACAUUUUUCUCUCCUCAUUUGUAAGUUGGUUUGAUCGAGAUCAUAAUAUCAUAUUAUGCAUGCUGCGAAAUUGUCCCAGGGUUUUAUGUGUCGAUGACUGGCAACUAUGUUCUUCUGCAAAAAAAUGAAGACACCGUUGUUGGUACUUGGUACUUGUUGUGUUGAACAAUGCUGUUGAAAAACAGAUAGUGAACAGAUCUUGAAACUGAGUUCAGGUCUGUGAA